This is a messenger RNA of Globicephala melas (long-finned pilot whale), 2499 nucleotides long. RefSeq names its product ATPase family AAA domain-containing protein 3. The record is from RefSeq and is a predicted model, not a curated record. Gene Ontology annotation, cellular component: mitochondrion. Gene Ontology annotation, biological process: mitochondrion organization. NCBI's taxonomy places the organism in Eukaryota, Metazoa, Chordata, Mammalia, Artiodactyla, Delphinidae. Gene Ontology annotation, molecular function: ATP binding; zinc ion binding; ATP hydrolysis activity.
CCUGCGCAGUCUCUGCCGCCGGCUCGCGGCGCGUGGACCGUGCUCUGCGUCGCGCGCGUCCGAACGGCUACAGGUUCCGGCGGCAGCGCGUGGAGCUCGCGAGCCAUGUCGUGGCUCUUCGGCAUCAAGGGCCCCAAGGGCGAAGGCGCGGGGCCGCCGCUUCCGCUGCCGCCCGUGCAGCCCGGGGCCGAGGGCGGCGGGGACCGCGGCGCGGGGGACCGGACUGGGCCCAAGGACAAAUGGAGCAACUUCGACCCGACGGGCCUGGAGCGCGCGGCCAAGGCGGCACGCGAGCUGGAGCACUCACGACACGCCAAGGAGGCGCUGAGUCUGGCACAGAUGCAGGAGCAGACGCUUCAGCUGGAACAUCAGGCCAAGCUCAAGGAGUAUGAGGCCGCCGUGGAGCAGCUGAAGGGCGAGCAGGUCCGGGUGCAGGCCGAGGAGCGGAGGAAGACCCUGAGUGAGGAGACGCGGCAGCACCAGGCCAGGGCCCAGUACCAGGAUAAGCUGUCCCGGCAGCGCUAUGAGGACCAGCUGAAGCAGCAGCAACUUCUCAACGAGGAGAACUUACGGAAGCAGGAGGAGUCCGUGCAGAAGCAGGAGGCCCUGCGGCGAGCCACCGUGGAGCGGGAGAUGGAGCUUCGGCACAAGAACGAGAUGCUGCGGGUGGAGGCCGAGGCGCGUGCCCGGGCCAAGGCUGAGCGCGACAAUGCUGACAUCACCCGCGAGCAGAUCCGCCUGAAGGCUGCUGAGCAGCGCCAGACCAUCCUGGAGUCCAUCAGGACGGCUGGCACCGUGUUUGGUGAAGGAUUCCAGGCCUUUGUGACAGACUGGGACAAAGUGACAGCCACGGUGGCUGGGCUGACGCUGCUGGCCGUCGGCAUCUAUUCCGCCAAGAACGCCACGUCGGCCAUAGGGCGCUACGUGGAGACGCGGCUGGGGAAGCCGUCCCUGGUGCGGGAGACCUCUCGAAUCACGGUGCUGGAGCUGCUGAGGCACCCUGUGCAGGUCAGCAGGCGGCUCCUCAGUAAGCCUCAGGACGCAUUGGAGGGCAUCGUCCUCAGCCCCAGCCUGGAGGCUCGUGUGCGGGACAUCGCCAUUGCCACGAGGAACACCAGGAAGAACAGGAGUGUGUACCGGAACAUCCUGAUGUAUGGGCCACCUGGGACGGGCAAGACACUGUUUGCCAAGAAACUCGCGCUGCACUCAGGCAUGGACUACGCCAUCAUGACGGGUGGGGAUGUGGCCCCCAUGGGGCGGGACGGCGUGACCGCCAUGCACAAGGUCUUUGACUGGGCCAACACCAGCCGGCGAGGCCUCCUGCUCUUCGUGGACGAAGCAGAUGCCUUUCUCAGGAAGCGAGCGACUGAGAAGAUCAGCGAGGACCUCAGGGCCACCCUGAACGCGUUCCUGCACCGGACAGGCCAGCACAGCAGCAAGUUCAUGCUGGUCCUGGCCACCAACCAGCCCGAGCAGCUGGACUGGGCCAUCAACGACCGCAUCGGCGAGAUGGUCGGCUUCGAGCUACCGCGGCGAGAGGCGCGGGAGCGCCUGGUGAGGCUGUAUUUUGACAAGUAUGUUCUUAAACCAGCCACAGAAGGAAAGCAGCGCUUGAAGCUGGCCCAGUUUGACUACGGGAAGAAGUGCUCAGAGAUCGCACAGCUGACAGAGGGCAUGUCGGGCCGGGAGAUCUCCCAGCUUGCUGUGGCGUGGCAGGCCAUGGCGUAUGCCUCUGAGGAUGGGGUCCUCACCGAGGCCAUGAUGGACGCCCGGGUCCAGGAUGCCAUCCAGCAGCACAAGCAGAAGAUGCAGUGGCUGAAGGCAGAGGGGAGCCGGCCCCUGCUCCCAAGUUCACAGGCCGAGUGAGCCGGGCCUGGACACCUGCAGCACGCUGACCAGGUGCCCCAGCUCCCAGCGGACGUGGUGACACCACACAGCCGCCCCCCUCCCGGCGUGUGUAACCUUCCUCUGGUCAGGCUCAGGGCGGCAGGGCAGCAUUAAAGGCCUCUGCUCAGGACCAGCUGCGCGGUGCAGCCUUGAGGUGGGGUUGGUUCCCCUGACCCCGCAGCCGCCCCCAGGACACUCCUGGGAGACAUGUCCCUCCAAGCCCGGCCCAGACGGGGAGCAGGCACUGUCCGCCAUGCCCGGGGCAGCGGCCAAGCUGGCAGCACAGCGUCCCAGGCAGAUGCUGGCUGCUGCAGCAGUGACCAGCAGUAGGGGGCCUGGCCAAGGACCUGACCUUGCCCAGUCCCUCCCAGGGCCAGACCCGAGCCCAUGAUGAGCAGAGCUGACCUCUGUGUAGCCCAGCUGUCCUCGGGAGGGCAGUGCCCUUGAGGUCUGUGAACCCAUAAAGCCGGGUGCCAAGAACCAGCCCAGCGACCCGCGAUGGCCAAGGAUGUGUGGAGCGGGGGGACUGCCAGCCCACAGAAGGCGAAGUUCUCCCGGAUUGGAAUUGGGGGUCUUUUUAUCCAGAAUCUAAUAAAAACUGACAGAUACGUC